Molecule: messenger RNA, 1944 nt
Organism: Amphiprion ocellaris (clown anemonefish)
Lineage: Eukaryota; Metazoa; Chordata; Actinopteri; Pomacentridae
Product: G-protein coupled estrogen receptor 1-like
Exons: 2
Coding region: 125-1423 (432 amino acids)
Biological process (GO): G protein-coupled receptor signaling pathway; cellular response to estradiol stimulus
Cellular component (GO): membrane
Molecular function (GO): nuclear estrogen receptor activity; G protein-coupled receptor activity
Source: RefSeq, a predicted model, not a curated record
UAUGAUUACACCUGUCUUGUGUGUUUGUGUUUCUUGCUGUAAGUGGUGGGCGGCACUACCACACUACUUUGGAUUUACUCUUUCAUAGUGAUGACCGAGGGACAGGGAGGAUUUUAGAGACCGCAUGCGAACAAACAGCAUCAGCUCCUCAAUCUAUCCAAGCAGCCUGAAAGAGGAACCGAAUGGCACCACAAAAGCUCCAAACUCUCGGAAAACUAAGAACUAUUACUGGUUAAAUACUGCUAACAUCAGCGGAGCACAUAAGUGUAACAUGGACACAACCAUGUACUACAAAGUCAUCGCUCAGAAUAACUUCACUCUACAUCCAAAUGACACACAAGCAAUCCUCUCCGAUUUUCUGCAGGCGGCGUCAGAAAAUCAUCAGAGUUACAUCAUCAGCCUCUUCCUCUCCGGCCUCUACACAAUAUUUUUCUUUCCUGUGGGCUUCAUUGGGAACAUCCUCAUCCUGGUGGUCAACCUAGACCACAGCGGCCGGCUGACAGCUCCAGACCUCUACUUUGUGAACCUGGCCGUGGCCGACCUCGUUCUGGUGGCCGACUCUCUGAUCGAGGUGUUCAACCUGAAGCAGGGCUACUACGACAAGGCCGGACUCUGCACCUUCAUGAACCUUUUCCAGCAGGCCAACAUGUACAGCAGCGUGUUUUUCUUAACCUGGAUGAGCUUCGACCGGUUUGUGGCGCUGACCAGCACCGUGGGUCGCAGCGUGCCGCGUGCUCGCCUCAGCUGCUGCCUCAUCUGGGUGUCCUCCUCCUUGCUCACUGUGCUGCCUUUCGCUAUAGCUCAAAUGCAGCACGCAGGAGAGCUGCACUUCUGCUUCGCCAACGUGACCCAGAUUCAGUGGCUGGAGGUGAUGCUGGGAUUCUUGCUGCCUUUCUGCAUCCUGGUCCUGUGCUACUGGAGGAUCGCACAGGUGCUCCUACGCAGCCAGAGGGAGCAAAACGGCCCACAGCAGAGGCCCCGCAGGCAGAAAGCCCUGCGAAUGAUCUCAGCAGCUGUGUUGGUUUUCUUCCUCUGCUGGCUCCCGGAGAACGUGUUUGCUAGUGUUCACCUCCUGAGAGGCGACACAGACGGCGGCACACUGUGGCAGGACUACCCUCUGACAGGACAUGCUGUCAGGCUGGCAGCCUUCUCCAACAGCUGCCUGAACCCGCUCAUCUACGGCUUCCUCGGGGAAACCUUUCAGAAAAAAAUGAGGCUUCUUCUCCAGGGGAGGAGCAGAUGGUCCAAGCUGCACAGGUCAGCCUCAGGAAAACUCAUCUAUGUACCCGCUGCACAGAAAUGCCUCCAUGUAACAUGUCAUAGAGCAAGUCAGUCCACAUGUUUAGACCCUAAUAUCCUCCCACAAACUGUUAUGCUCCCUUCAAAUAAACUGCAUACAAAAGGAAACACAAAUUCUUCUUGAACAAUAUUUGUGCCACGAGAUUGAAGACAGUUUGUUAUUAAUGGACAGUAUGGAAUGAAGGACUUCAAGUGCUAAAGGAAUAUUGAAUCAAUUGUUUUUAAAAUGAAAACAGAAAAAUCAAAUUUGUGUCAUUUAGACAAAUGACAUGAAAAUAAGUUCUGCUGACUGACUGCUCUGAACGGCGCCUUCAAUCCCUUUUCAGUUUCUUUCAGAAAAGACAUAACAUGAUAUACAAGAUGAAGUUAUGACCAGCACUGGCAUGCAGCAUCUCAAAUGUAAAAUCAAACUUCAGUUAACUACUCACAAAAAACAGAAACAAAAAACCAUCAAAUCUCUUUAAAUCAUUGCAUUUUCAGCAGUUAAUAUCCUCACCUUGGUUUGCUGUGUCUGUGGUUGCUCAGUCAUCUGUUUCUUUUUCUGUUUCUUGUCCUUUUUUUGUUUUUUAUCAUCUGCUGUGAUUGUUUCAAGAGGAAUCUGUACCGGAGCCUCCUGGAUGAAAUAAAAAGAGUCAUUAUUUUUGA